Messenger RNA from Botrytis byssoidea, 657 nucleotides. RefSeq lists its product as uncharacterized. The transcript has a single exon. The record is from RefSeq and is a predicted model, not a curated record. The coding region runs from base 1 to 657 and encodes 218 amino acids. Lineage: Eukaryota; Fungi; Ascomycota; Leotiomycetes; Helotiales; Sclerotiniaceae.
AUGAGUUGCACUGAUCCUAACGACAAUCUCUUCCCUGUUCUCGUGCUCGCCGGCAGCGACGAAUACGUCAAUGCUUGCACUGCAGGUAACAUCACCUCCAACUCUGCCGCUGUGAGCGCCAUGAAAAAGUGUUGCGGUAGCGCCCCCGUCAAUGUUAUCAUGGACGGUUGCUACAGUUACUGCAAUGUUACUAGCAGUGCUGAUCAACAAGCUUUCGAACAAUGCUUCGGCUCAAGUGCUGGUAUUACAAUAGAUGUCGAUUACGGCUGCACCUUGGAUGACACUUCAGGACAUGAGAUUCCUGGCAGCGGUACCAUCACCCCAAGCUCCACUGGAACAUCAGCUGCAAUUGCCACUCUUGUUCCUAUCACCGUUACUACAUCCUCCGGUUCUACUACCACUACCGCAACUUCUGGUCGAGCCACCGCAACUUCUGGUCAAGCCACCGCAACAGUCGCUGCCAACUCAACCUCGGCCUCUCCUUCUGCCUCUGCCUCCGGCACCGAAAAGCCUUCGACAACCAGCAAGACUUCAGGUUCGGCUUCCUCUUCCGCUGCUACUGCUUCCACCACUGCCAACGCUGGUCCAACCGUCAAGCAAUUCUCCAAGGGUGCUAUGGUCGUUAUCGCACUUGCUUUCGCCCGCCUUUUGGUUUAA